CAGGUAUAUUUACAGCAAGUUGUCCACGUGAUCGAGCGCCGUGAGUGGAGACGCGUCUCAUCGGGGAUUCGUACUCGGCUAGUACUUAACUCAAGUCGCAGCGCUUGUAGGCCAGACGUCAUGGCGUACUUCUUUGCCUCACCAGUCGACGUCGACAUCAAGUUGGAAGGGGAGGAGUUGAGAAAGCAGGUGGACAUGAAGACGGACAAAGACAAAACUAUAUCGUGUCCUAUUUAUUACGAUGGCGACUCAAUAAGCGGCCAGGUAACAAUACGUGUGAGAGACGGCAAGAGGGUAACCCAUGACGGUAUUAAAGUCGAAUUCAUUGGAAGUAUCGAUCUGUUCUACGACCGAGGGCACCACCACGAGUUCUUGUCUUUGUCCCAAGAUUUAGCUGCUCCAGGUGAUUUACGCCAAGCCCAGACGUUUGACUUCUUCUUCAAGAAUGUGGAGAAACAGUACGAGAGUUAUCAUGGGAUAAACGUUAAAUUACGGUAUUUUGUUCGAGUAACUGUGUCGCGCCGGCUAGCAGAGGUCACAAAAGACAAGGAUAUAUGGGUUCACUCGUACCGCAUGCCACCUGACAGCAACAAUGCCAUCAAGAUGGAAGUCGGCAUCGAGGACUGCUUGCACAUCGAGUUCGAGUAUAACAAGUCGAAAUAUCAUCUCAAGGACGUCAUCGUUGGCAAGAUUUAUUUCCUACUCGUACGGAUCAAGAUCAAGCAUAUGGAACUCUCCAUUAUCCGCCGGGAAACCACCGGAUCUCCACCGAAUCAGUAUAACGAGAGUGAGACCAUUACCAAGUUUGAGAUCAUGGAUGGUGCUCCAGUGCGGGGCGAAACCAUUCCCAUUCGACUUUUCCUCGGUGGUUUUGACUUAACGCCCACGUUCCGUGAGGUGAACAAGAAGUUCAGCGUGCGGUACUACCUCAACUUAGUUCUUGUCGACGAAGAGAAUCGACGAUAUUUCAAGCAACAGGAAAUCACGAUCUUUAGAAUCCCAGAGAACUAGCCUUCUUGCAAUAAGAGUAGUUAAUGUAAUUCUUGUCCUUGUGAACAGGGGUUGUACCGUUGUAGUAGAUAUUCCCACACUACUGUUAGUUUGCGGAGGAAAAUCAUCAUCGUAGCGCCA
This is a messenger RNA of Pisolithus orientalis, 1131 nucleotides long. RefSeq names its product vacuolar protein sorting-associated protein 26-domain-containing protein. Gene Ontology annotation, biological process: retrograde transport, endosome to Golgi; intracellular protein transport. The coding region runs from base 121 to 1011 and encodes 296 amino acids. NCBI's taxonomy places the organism in Eukaryota, Fungi, Basidiomycota, Agaricomycetes, Boletales, Pisolithaceae. Gene Ontology annotation, cellular component: endosome; retromer complex. The record is from RefSeq and is a predicted model, not a curated record. The transcript has 8 exons.